AUGAGAGCUCUGCCCUUUACCGAUGACAUCAAUGGGGAAAUGGUUCCCCCUAAUUUUAAGCUCCCAGUAUUACAUCCCUACGAUGGCCAAGGUGAUCCCAAGGAUCGCCUCCGCGUCUUCAUCUCGGCAUUCCGUCUCUACUGCGUCCCCGACGCCGUGAUUUGUCGAGCUUUCUCCAUUUUUCUACAAGGGACAGCCCGAAAAUGGUUCUGGGGUUUAGAACCGAGGAGCAUUUCCUCACUGGACGAGUUGGCAUACAGGUUCAUUCACCGUUUUGUAUCGUCUCGCCCAGUGACAAAAACUUCAGCCUACCUCUUGAACCUACAGCAGGCUCCCGGCGAGUUACUGCGCUCAUAUGUGCAGAGGUUCAAUGAGAAAAAUAUGCAGAUACCUGAUCAAAAUGAGCAGGUAACCAUAGCUGCCUUCACCAACGGGUUGAUCGCAGGGAUCUUCCAUACAGAGAUACAUCGGAAUUACCCCCGCUCACUUCGGGAACUCUGGGAACGGGUAGACCAAGGAAUCCGAAGUAAGGAUCUAAAGCGCAUGAAGCGGGAAGUCCAAACAGCCCGUACCGGGCAAGAGCCCCGGAGGAAAAAAGAAGUCGGCCGAAUUGAACAAGGCCCCAAUGGCUCGUCUAAUCAAUUUCGCGAUCGUCGGAGUGUCUUUGACCGGAUCGUGAAGGGGAGGUCGUCCACCUCGGACGCUGAGCUGACUCCCCUUAAUUCCAGUCGGUCUCACAUUCUGGCUGUAAUUAGGCAGAACCACCUCGGCCGAACCCCUCCUGAAAUUCUAGGAAUGAGGGAGAAGAGAAACUCCAGCCUCUAUUGUGCCUACCACCGAGAUGUUGGGCACGAGACCGAGAACUGCAACGAUCUGAAAAGGGAGAUCGAGAACCUGAUCAAACAGAGAUACUUGAAGCAAUUCGUCCGUAAGGAUGGAAACUUCAACCGAACCGCCUCCACCGAGAAAAUCGAGGCCCUCAUCGAGAGGACAGGCGGGACACAAAGAGUCACUGCCGUGGGCCCGAGUACCAUAGGACAGGCGGGACACAAAGAGUCACGCUGGUGA
Molecule: messenger RNA, 1068 nt
Organism: Coffea eugenioides
Lineage: Eukaryota; Viridiplantae; Streptophyta; Magnoliopsida; Gentianales; Rubiaceae
Exons: 1
Coding region: 1-1068 (355 amino acids)
Source: RefSeq, a predicted model, not a curated record